AGCCUGGCUCAAGUCCAGGGGCUCCGGUGGGGCCAUGCCCUCCUCGGCGGCCGAUGGCAUCGGAGGGCGACGACGACGACGACGUAUUCUCCGCCUACGCCUGGGAGACCAAGCCGUGGGGCAGCUGCAGCGCGGCCUGCGGCCCGGGCGUGCGAGCGCGCCAGGUGACCUGCGUGCACCCGUGCAGCCUGAUAUACGGCUGCCCCGAGGUGGCUGCCGAGCUCUGCCUGGACUCGAAGCCCGCCGAGGAAGAGGCGUGCCAGCUUGCCGUCUGCACCACCACCGUGGCCACCACGCGGACGUAUGUCACGUCGUCUUCCUCCACCGUGACGACGCGGACGUCCACCACGGUGACGAACACCCUGGAGGGGAAUUGGCAGCACAUGGCGAGAAUACAGGGGAGGAGGCAAACCGAAUAUCCCGGAGAAUACAGGACCCCCCUGAAACAUUGAGAUUUGAUUACCCCGGGCCAAGGCAGAGUUGUUCGCGGGAAAGGGACGGCGAGGACGAACAUUAUCUCUUCG
Messenger RNA from Prorocentrum cordatum, 524 nucleotides. The record is from the annotation of a GenBank genome assembly. Lineage: Eukaryota; Dinophyceae; Prorocentrales; Prorocentraceae.